Anopheles cruzii is the source of this 3503-nucleotide messenger RNA. RefSeq lists its product as uncharacterized. The coding region runs from base 1 to 3180 and encodes 1059 amino acids. Lineage: Eukaryota; Metazoa; Arthropoda; Insecta; Diptera; Culicidae. The record is from RefSeq and is a predicted model, not a curated record. The transcript has 8 exons.
AUGGAGGACGAGCGUCUGAGGAACGCUGCCGCCAGAGAUUCUAACUUCGCCGCCCAGCUGAGGACGAUCCAUGACCAAUACGAUAGGCAAAUGCUGACGGCCAGCAUGAGCGCUAUGCAGCGCACGGAGCAACAACGCCAGGCGGCGACGCAGCCGCUCCUGCACUCAACGCGGGUGCCUGGAGCCAGCCAUCAUGCCGCGCGCGCCGCCGUGGAACAUGCCGAUCCUCCCGACGAGAUCCGACUGCUCGAGGAUCGGCAUCGUCGCGAGAUGCAGCAAGCGAUGGAGCAUAGUGCUCGGCGACAAACGGCGCUCUCCAGCACGGUGCAGACCGGCGGCUCACGGACACCGAAUGCAUCGACGGGAUCGACGACGACGACGACGGCCGAAAGCCAGCAGCCCGGUUUGAGGAGCAGCAGCAGCAGCCGCAGGAUCGUUACUGUGAUGGAAUCGGCCGACGCAAGCGGACCCGCGUCACUCUUACUGCCCGCCACAUCAUCGCCCCUCCUCGCACCAUCGUACGGCCCGAACAGUGGCAGCUUCAACAAGAAAGCUCCCCCGCCGACGGCCAACCCGCAGUCUCAUGGCUCGCUGGCCUGUACGCCGGUGUCGCUGCGCCCCAAGGGCCACUACCGCUCGUCGUCGCUCGAGAACAAUCCGUUCCACCUCCCGGCCGCCGGUGGCGCUAAGGCUCAGAUGAUUGGCCUCAGCAUCGCUCAGACCAGCUUCACCGGGACGCUCAAGUCGCGCCGGGAGCAAAAGCGCAUCUCCGAUCUCCUCAGCAAACAGUCGGGCUCGAGCGGAGCCUGCUCGCUGACGCUGACCAGCAGCGGCACACGGGACGCAGCCUCCGAGAGCAGCCUGCGGAAGGCACACUUCGAGAACAUUCGAGAAAUUUUCGAGAAAAACAAUAGCAAAAAUGCGGCCGCACAGCAGUACUCGUCGAAAGCCAAACCGGCCACAUCGGCGACGGUGGCGGGCGAACCAACCGGUAGUGGUGGCGGUGGCGGCGGCGGCGGCCACUCCUCAUCACUGGGUCUGCCUGGGAUCGAUGAUAAACCGCCCAAAAUACAAGCGUGCAGCGGUAUCCUAGGCAAGGGCAAACAAGUGAUCCGACCGAUUGCCUUCAAACCAGUUCCUUACAAAUGUAACACACCAAAUUACGGCGGCGCCGCCAUCGGUGGACGCCUCACAGAGCUGAGCGAUCGGUACGGUUCGACACCGUCGCUGGGACCCUCGAUGAGUAUGCAGUACAAAUUCGGCAGCACUACCGAUCUACACCAUCUGCAGCAGCACCACCACCACCACCAGCACCAGCAACAGCAGCAACUACAGCAGCAGUACCAUUACCACCAUAGUCACCAGCAGGGGGGCAGUGUGGUGGGCAGCGGAGGUAGCAAUGGGUCGACACCGGUUGCCGUACUGCCCCAGGCGUCGAUGAUGAGCAACAGCUAUCAUCCGCACUACACGCACCCCCAUCAGUACGGUACGCUGACGCGGAAAGGCUCGUCAAUACCGUUCAAAACGUACGACAGUCUGGAGUCCAUUCUGAAGCUACCGGACAGUAUGGUGGCUUCCUAUCCGAACGCCAGCCACGGACUCUUCCACCAGCAAGACUCGAUGCUCGACAUGGCACCGUCCCCGUCGGACUCGGGCAUUUCCGAGCUGGAAGCAGCGCUGCGCGACCGUGACUCCGAGCUGGCCUACCUGCGGCAAACGAUGGAGCACAAUGAACAAGUAAUAUUCAAAGUUCAUCAGGACAAGGAAAAACACUGGGAACAGGAGCUGAACCGGUUGAAAGCGAUCCACGAGGGUCGGCUACGGGCCGGCGCCCAGAAGGUACACAAGCUCGAGCAGCUGCUGAUGAUGCAGACAUUUCAGCUGCGCCAGGACAAGAAGCGCCUGCAAGAGGACAACGCCCGUCUGCAGACGGAUAUCGCCGUGGCGAAGGACCAAAACGAGCAGCACAAGUGCGAGCUGGGGCAGGCGAAAGUGAGCGCCAAGGACCUGAAGGAGCAGAACGGCGAUCUACUGGACGAAAUUCAGAUGCUGCGGCGUGUGGUCAGCGAUCUGAAGGAGCGCCUGGAGGAGAGCGAGUGGAACCUGUGCCAAAAGAAUGGUGAAAUUGCACUCAUGAAAACGCAGCUCAAGGAGGCCCAAACCGAAAUGGCAGCGAAAGAUCAGGAUAUCGUGCAGCUGAAGUCGGACCUGAAGCUGCAGAACUACGACGAUAUUAGUUUGAAGAAAUCCGAGAUCAAGAAGGAACUCGAUUUCGAUCUGGAAAUUUCGCAGCUCAAUCGCAUCGUCAUCUUCAAGGAUCAGAUCAUUGUGCUGAUGAACAACGAAAUACAGAAGUUACGCAAGGAACUGUCUGACAUUUCGAUUCUGCGAGGCUACGAGGGAGCGCCGACGGGUCGUUACACGCGCUACCGAAAGAAGCUGGAGCUGGUGGCACAGCGGUUCCAGGAAACGACGGCCAACGACAACAACAACAACAACAACAACAGUAGCACCAGCAACACACCAAUAGAUCCGUCCACCGAAGCGGACUGCAGCGAGAGCAUCAUUCGGAACUACUUCAACAGCAAGCUCGAGAUGAACAAGAAGCUGUUCCUAAGUGCGCCGAUCUGCAACUACUCGGACGAGGACAAGUCGACCAUCAUCGACGCUUACGGUGGUGGCCGGAAGCCGGUCGAAAUGGUCGACAUAACGCUCGAUUUGAACAGCCUGCUGCCGAACAACGUAAACGCGAGAUUGCCGGCUGAGAGUGCCGAUGAGGACACUGUAACCGCCACCCAUGACACGUACCAUCACCAGAGCUCCUCGGAUGAUGACUACAAAUCCAUGACCCCGACGCAGGAAGAGCAGGAAGAGAAUGAACAGCGGAAGCCAGCUCCGGUCAGCGGAAAGAAGGGAACGGCCACUACCGAAGACGCCAAUGUGCUGACGGCCGAAGCGGCUGAACGGCUCAACCGGGAGCUUCUGUGUUGCCGCGAAACCUUCGAGCAGGAGCGGAUGAAGUGGGCCGACGAGAAGGAGAAGGUUCUCGUCUACCAGCGGCAGCUGCAGAAGAACUACGUCGAGAUGUGCAAGCGCACGCAAGAGCUCGAACAACAGCUCAGGGCGCUCCAGGUAAAGCCGAAGCAACUCGAGGCUACGACCGCUGACACCGACAACUAGCUUAUUCGGUGCUCCGUGCACCUGCAGUGCAUUAGACAAUUUAUCUUAGCUACUCUUACUCCUAACUAUUUAAGCGUCUGCACCAGAUGCAUCUCUGUAUGUGUAGUUUAGUGUAUUGUUUAUGCCUCUUUGGCUUCGAUCGCCAAGAUUCUUGCCCAACUGAGAAACUAGAAACAACUGUUACAAUAGGUUUGUGAAAAGUAAGUCAUCGAGAGAACAGGAAAGAAACGCUAGGCAAUGUCUCAAGACCAUCCCAGCAAAGGACGAUAUGAGAGGAUAUGUUAAUUGAUAGGUUUGUGACGAAUUCGAGAAUAUUCACUCCA